Messenger RNA from Exophiala dermatitidis NIH/UT8656, 1290 nucleotides. RefSeq lists its product as uncharacterized. Gene Ontology annotation, biological process: endocytosis; actin filament organization; actin cortical patch localization. The transcript has 2 exons. NCBI's taxonomy places the organism in Eukaryota, Fungi, Ascomycota, Eurotiomycetes, Chaetothyriales, Herpotrichiellaceae. The record is from RefSeq and is a predicted model, not a curated record. Gene Ontology annotation, cellular component: actin cortical patch. Gene Ontology annotation, molecular function: ubiquitin binding; phosphatidylinositol binding. Bases 1 to 1290 code for a protein of 429 amino acids.
AUGUUUUCCGCCUCAAAGAAACCCUUCUCCGCGAUCUCGGUCCACGUAGAACAAUUGACCUCCGAAACCUACGACGAAGACGAUCUUUCUGGUGUUCCCGAUCUUCUCGAGGUCGUCAAGUUACAAGCGACCGGCUCACAGGAGGUGGCUCGUGCACUGAGGAAAAAGCUGAAGUAUGGUAACGUGCAUCGUCAACUUAGGGCACUUACAAUACUUGAUGGGCUCCUACAAAAUGGUGGAACUAGGCUCCAGCGUGGCCUUCUGUCCGAUGGACCCCUCCUAGAGCGACUCCGAAUCGCUGCUGCGGACCCUACAUCAGAUCCCGAUGUCCGAGCCAAAUGCAAAGUCCUUUUUGGUCAAUGGGUAUCAAGUUCAGAACACAACCCGGGCCUCGAAGGUGCCAAGUCUCUUUAUAACCAGUUACCGAAAACCCACAAGCCCGUCCAGCAAAGGCGGGAACAAAGCAGAGUACUCCGGGAGACGGAAGAAGACGUACAGCGGGAACAAGAAAGAGAGAUGGCAAGACACAGAUCGGAUAGUUUACAAAGAGCUGGGGAGCCUUCCAGCCCUACAGUGCUAAGGAAACAGAGCUCGCCCAUAACUCUUGGCCAAUCCUCGUCCUUCGCGCCCAAAAAGGUGAAGAAGGACAAAAAAGGCAAGGUGAAAGGAUUUGAUCUCGAACGUGAAAAACCUGCCAUACUGCAGUCGAUAGCUGCUUCGUCGGUCGCCUCCACCGGCCUGACGAACGCUUUGCGGCUGGUCAACCGGGAAUCGGAACGAGUCUCCGACAACCCCGAAGUUAUGAAAAGGUUUGAGACCUGCAAGCAAUUGCGGCGACAAAUCCUACGCUAUAUCCAAUUUGUGGAGUCAGAAGAGUUUCUUGGUGGGCUGAUCCAUGCCAAUGAAGAGCUGGUUAAUGCUCUAAUGGCUUUUGAGGUUCUGGACAAAUCCGUGGACGACGACUCAGACAGCGAGCUAGAAGAAGCUCAGCAUCUCAGCAGAAUAGCAGCCAAAAGCGAACAGUCUGCAGCCCGUGAUGCGGAGAGAAUGGUUGCUGGGUUGAGCAUCUCAAGCCCACCGAAGCCUCCCCGACCAGCCCCCGGGCAUAUUUCCAUGCCUCCACCACGGCCGACUUCUGACUGGAAGGCGAAGCAGGCUGAGAGCGAUAGUGAAAGCGACAGUGAUGUGGACGAUGAUGAUCCGGAUGACCCUUUCGCCGAUACAAACGCCAUGAAAACACCUGACCCUGAAACAUUGGGCAGAAAAGGCUACACAUGGCGAGAGGUAUAA